This is a messenger RNA of Perognathus longimembris pacificus (Pacific pocket mouse), 2513 nucleotides long. It is a transcript of the gene Znf699, whose product is annotated as zinc finger protein 699. The record is from RefSeq and is a predicted model, not a curated record. Gene Ontology annotation, cellular component: nucleus. Gene Ontology annotation, biological process: regulation of transcription by RNA polymerase II. The coding region runs from base 313 to 2133 and encodes 606 amino acids. Gene Ontology annotation, molecular function: DNA-binding transcription activator activity, RNA polymerase II-specific; RNA polymerase II cis-regulatory region sequence-specific DNA binding. NCBI's taxonomy places the organism in Eukaryota, Metazoa, Chordata, Mammalia, Rodentia, Heteromyidae. The transcript has 4 exons.
UUAUCAUGGACAAAUUAUGAUGGGGGUACACAGUGUAGCUCAGACACUUCUGUGUGGUCAGUAAGGAGCAGGCCCUUAUUUUUCCAGCUCUAGGAAAAGAUGAGUUUGCUGCUUUGUAUACAACCAGUGAGGGGAAUUGGAAUUGCCAGUCACAAUAGCUACACUAUAACCUUUGGGGUGCUGAAUGUGGGAACUGAGGGGAGGUCUGGAUUCUCAGUGUUGGUUUCUAAUUUAUCUGUCAUAUGUCAAUAAUGUCUACCCCAAUACAUGCCAAUAUUCUGCUUUUCUUGAAGGCACAGGGAGGAAGGAAGAAUGACUGCUGAAUUAAAGAAAAAUAUGAUAAAGGAUUCAGUGACCUUUGAGGACGUGGCUGUGGAGUUUACCCAGGAGGAGUGGGUUCUACUGGAUCUUGCUCAGAGGAAACUCUACCAAGCUGUGAUACUGGAAACCUUCUGGAACCUAGCUGCACUAGGUUUUGAGACUCAACUUAAAAGUGAUGAGUUAGUUCUUCAAGAUACUGGUGGAGAAAAGCUAUCCAAACAACAGGAAAUUAUAAGACUGAAAAGGAAUGAUUCCUGGUCCUCUGCUUCACAGGAAAACUGGGGAUCCCAUGACAGUGAUUGUCAGAACAAAAGCCAAGAGAGACCUUUGAGAAGUCAUGUGUUGAAGAGUACCUUUGAAUGUAAUGAAGAAAACCAGCACACACCAAAUACAAAUGUCAAUAUGCUGGAGAGGAAAGGCAAAGUGCCGUAUGAGUGUUGCCAGUACGGAAAGGACUUCACAUUCCAUUCGUCCCUCAAGAAUCACCUCAGGUCCCAUAGUGGGAGCAUGCCCUAUCAGUGCAAGGAGUGUGGCAAAGCCUUCCACUUCCUAGCUUGUUUUAAUAAGCAUCUGAAAACUCCCAUGGAGGAGAAGCCCUAUGAGUGUCAAGAAUGUUCCAGAACCUUUAGCUGUUCCUCACUCUUUAGGGCUCAUAUCAAGAUUCAUAGUGACAGGGGCAACUAUGAAUGUGAAGAAUGUGGGCAUGCUUUCAGUCGCUCUUCCUACCUCACAGAACAUAAAAGGAUCCACAAUGGUGAGAAGACUUAUGAAUGUAAGGAGUGUGGGAAAGCCUUCAGUUGCUCUUCAUCGCUCUCCAAACACAAAAGAAUCCAUACUGGAGAUAAGCCCUAUGAGUGUAAGGAGUGUGGGAAAGCCUUUAGUUCCUCUUCCCACCUCAUCAUUCACAUCAGAAUUCACACUGGAGAGAAGCCUUAUGAAUGCAAGGAGUGUGGGAAGGCCUUCAGCGAGUCCUCAAAACUCAAUGUCCAUGUGCGAACACAUACUGGAGAGAAGCCAUAUAAAUGUAAGGAAUGUGGGAAAGCCUACAAUUGUCCCUCCUCCUUAAGUAUCCAUAUGAGAAAACACACUGGGGAAAAGCCAUAUGAAUGUCUUGAAUGCGGAAAAGCUUUCUACCUUCCUACAUCCCUGAAUACGCAUGUGAAAAAUCAGAGUAGAGAGAAGCCUUCCAAGUGUAAGGACUGUGGGAAGGCCUUCACUUGUCCCUCAUCCUAUAAGGCACAUGUGCGGGACCAUGCAGGGAAGGUACAGUAUGAAUGUAGAGAAUGUGGGAAGGCCUUUAGUCGCUCCUCAUCCCUCACGGAACACUUACGAACUCACAGUGGAGAGAAGCCUUAUGAAUGUGCUGAGUGUGGGAAAACCUUUAUUAGUUCGUCCCAUCUUACAGUACACAGACGAACUCACACGGGAGAGAAGCCGUAUGAAUGUCAGAAAUGUGGGAAAGCCUUCAUCUACUUCUCAGCCCUCAGCAUCCACAUGAGAACGCACACUGGGGAAAAGCCAUAUGAAUGCAAGGAGUGUGGGAAAGCAUUUCGACACUCUUCGUAUCUCACUGUCCAUGCAAGGAUGCACACUGGGGAAAAACCCUUUGAAUGUCUCGAGUGUGGGAGGGCCUUCAGCUGUCCCUCAUCCUUUCGACGGCACAUGAGAAGCCACACUGGAGAUAAGCCAUAUGAAUGUAAGGAAUGUGGGAAAGCCUUUAUUUGCCCAGCCUAUUUUCGAAGACAUUUGAAAAUUCACUCAAGAAAACACAUAAAUGUAAAGAAUGUGGCAUGUGAGCAAAGCUUUGUCUAAUCCUGGGUAGCUUUGGAAGUCUCAUACUGUAGAGAUUCCUCAUAAAUAUGACAAAGUAGGCAAUUACUGUUCUUCCUUUUGAAAACAUGAGGACAUAUGAGAGAAAUCUUGUAUAUGUAAACUAUGUCAGAUAUAGCUCCUGAUCAACAUGUCAUUUCUUGUGUGUAAACAAAUUUAUACUAGCCCCGUUCCUCACCAUUUAGGGGAACUGCUGGUUCACUGGUUUUCUAAUGAGAGGCAAAUCUACUUUUCAAUUUUAGGCACAUUUAGUAGGAGAUGCAUUUAUUUUGGCUCAAAUAUGUUAUUUCUAUUCCAGAAGUCUUCUGGACCCUCAGUGUGUAUGUGCUCACACAUACACAUGUGUGGAUGGAUACACACAC